AUGGCCAACAAACUUUCAGGAGACCGGAUGCGUCGCGAAUUCCUGCAACACUCGCAACGAGGAGAUGCUAAAAUUGCGCAUUCGCAGCUGGGCGAUUGUCUGCGUGUCCUGGGCCUCAAUCCCAGCGAGGCAAGCAUACGUCAGCACAUCCGACAGUUGCAUGAACAGCACAUCGAGCGCAUAUCCUUUGACGAGUUCAUGUCCAUCUACAAUAGCAUUCAGUCGGAGGACUCCGAUUCUCCAGAGGCCGAACAUUUUAUUGCCGGUCUACGCCUUUUAGAUGAGCAACAUACGGGUUACAUAGCAGCGAGCCGGCUAAGAUACGUUCUGGGCAACUGUGGUGAAUGUCUGACUGAAGCCGAAUUGGACGAGUUGUUGGAUCAUCAUGUCAACGAUCAGGGUUUGGUCGAUUAUGCAGAGCUAGUGCAUGCCCUUAUGGCUGAAAGCUAG
Drosophila sulfurigaster albostrigata is the source of this 450-nucleotide messenger RNA. Its product is annotated as myosin-2 essential light chain. Gene Ontology annotation, molecular function: myosin heavy chain binding. The record is from RefSeq and is a predicted model, not a curated record. Bases 1 to 450 code for a protein of 149 amino acids. Gene Ontology annotation, cellular component: myosin II complex. The transcript has a single exon. Lineage: Eukaryota; Metazoa; Arthropoda; Insecta; Diptera; Drosophilidae.